Messenger RNA from Melanotaenia boesemani (Boeseman's rainbowfish), 7068 nucleotides. It is a transcript of the gene dlgap4a, whose product is annotated as discs, large (Drosophila) homolog-associated protein 4a. Gene Ontology annotation, biological process: signaling. Gene Ontology annotation, molecular function: molecular adaptor activity. Bases 549 to 3869 code for a protein of 1106 amino acids. Lineage: Eukaryota; Metazoa; Chordata; Actinopteri; Atheriniformes; Melanotaeniidae. Gene Ontology annotation, cellular component: glutamatergic synapse; postsynaptic specialization. The record is from RefSeq and is a predicted model, not a curated record. The transcript is spliced from 12 exons.
CGCCCGUCUCUGCGCAUAAUGAUUCAUCAACCACCGUUUGCUCCUGAGAACGACAUUUCGGGUCGGAUGAGUUCAUUUUCGGAGCUGGCUGUUUUGUCGUGGGCCCUUGGAUGCCCCCACCCCCACCUCUCUCAUCCCGCGUCUCGACGGAGCAAACGCUGCUGCAGCAGCAUCACCGGCUGCCUCCAAACUGCGUUUUCCCUGCCGCGAUGGAUCCCCGCGUAAACCGGUGAACUGCUGUCAGAAGACCGCUGUACUGUGGAGAGGACAGACGCGCGACGACCGCAAAGAACAUUUUGCCAUACAUCUAAGGGAUAAAAUAAUAAUAAAAAAAAGACAAUUAUAGCAUCGUCUUGUUUACCAGCCCCACAGAUAAACAGCCGGUUGACGGUAAUAUUACGGCAUGUAAGAGCUGGAUAACUAUUCCUGUGUGACCGACACCCAUCUGCAGAUGAUUACAGCACAAUGGGGGAAAAAAGGUUAAGCCCUUCAGGUCCGUAGACCUGUCGUGAUUGCAGACAUGUUUUAAAGACGAUACUUCAGUCACCAUGAAAGGGUUAGGAGCCAGUCGCAGUCGUCACCUCUCUGACUCUUGUGAACCAGCGGGAUGCCCUCAAAAGCCUCUGUGUCCUUUAACAUCUGACCCUCACAGCUCCUUUCUGUUGAGCCCUACCAUAAACCAUUAUGGCACUCUGGACCCCCAUCUCCAUCAGUGCUCUCCCACAAGCCCUACCUCCCUGACCCCUGACUGCCUGCUGCCUUUCAGCCAGAUGACCAAUAGCAGCACCUUCCCUCGUCUGCAUUUUACCCCCCAGACAGACCAGCUUGACUGUGGCCAGACCUGCAUGGCUGGUGGUGGAGCUGGGCAGGGCAGCAGGGCAGGUACACUGUCCACAUCCUUGUCUAUGGGUAUGGGCUUGGGUUUUGGACUGACAGGUGCCCCUAUGAUUACUAGUGGAUCAGCUACCAUCUCCUCUGCAGCUGCAGCCAAGAUGAACCGGUUACCCUCCAACCUUCUGGAUCAGCUUGAGAGGCACCUGCCCUUGCAGCGUGACGGUUUCAGUACGCUGCAGUUCCACAGAGGACGUAUGUCCAAGCAACGCAGUGAAAGUCCAGGACGCAUACGCCACCUUAUGCACUCUGUGCAGAAGUUAUUUGCUAAGUCCCAGUCUUUGGAAAACUCUGCAAUGAAGGGCAGCAUAAAUGGACGCUCUACUGGUGGAACAACGGGAGAGGGAGAAGAUGGCGGUAGACCAAGUCGCAGAAGCAAGAGUAAAGACAGGGCUAAGACUGAGGGGCCAAAACAGAGACCUAGACCUAAUACGAUAGGCCUCUGGAGCUCAGAUGAUGCCCUGGACUCUGACACUACCAAAGCAGGCACUAUUGCUGUAGGUUACCGCAACCCACUGACCAUGAUGACUCUUGGCAGAGCAGUGUCAGACAGCCAGGCACCCCUCAGACAUAUCCCACAGGGCUACAACACAAUUUCUACACAUUCUCUCAAGACCUCAAAAAGCAGCAGCGACCUCAAGUUUCUGGCAUGUCCAGCAAUGCAAGUGGGAUUCAAGGAAGAGGAGGCAAAAAACAGGGGAAGCAAGGAUGAUAUGGUGGUGAAGAGGGGCUCCUGGUCAACGCUCACCCUCAGCCAGGCCAGGCAAGUGUUGCAGAAGGGCUCUGCCACUGUCAACAGGACUCUGCUCAAAUCUAAGUCGUGCCAUCAAGACUUGACACAACAGUUCCUUCAGGUCCCCCUGGAGGACUGGACAGGGACUUUGGGUCGUGGACGGGCCAGGGGAACCGAGAUCCCUUGUCGAAGGAUGCGAAGUGGCAGCUAUGUGAAAGCUAUGGGAGACUUAGAAGACAGUGACGACUCAGAAGGAAGCCCCAAACCAUCGCCCAAAUCUGCAGCUCGUCGUCAAAGCUAUCUGAAGGCCACCCAGCAGUCUCUGAGCGAGCAGCAGCCGCCACCACCUCCACGCAAGCCUCGCUGUUACGCGCUCAUGCGGGAGGAUUUGUGGUCUCCUCUACAGAGUGCAUGCUCUAUGCAGCAUCUGAGCUCCCUGCCAUCCCUGAAAGAGCUGUCCACUAAUCGGAGCCUUGAUAACUUAGACUGCCUGGUGAACCCCCUGGAAGGCCCUCCACGUCAUAGGAAGAAUGAUUUCAGCCAAUGCUCUGGCACCCUGGGCAGAGGCUCGGGUACUCAGCGUGUGAGUCUACACACGUUCUUACAGGUAUGUGGACAGGGCUGUGGACAUGCUGUGCCCUACUGUGAAGGAGAAUCGCAGGCAGUGGAGGCUCUGGAUUUGCCUGCGCCAUCGUGCUUCCGCUCGCGCAGCCACAGCUACCUGCGGGCCAUCCAGGCCGGCUGUUCCCAGGAUGAAGACACAGCUUCUGUGGACUCAGAGUCACCACCACCCACCACUGCAGCCUACAGCUACUGCUCCAACACACUUGGCAAUAGAAAGGCUCCUCCUCCAGUUCCACCUCGCACCACCUCUAAGCCCCUCAUCUCAGUGACGUUGCAGAGCAGCACCGAGUCGGCCCAAGACACUUACCUUGACCAGCAGGACCGUGGGAGUGAGGCCAACAGCCAGUCAGGACGCAGCAACUCCUCUGACAGUCUCUGUAGCGUACGUACAGGCAGCCUGGCUAAGGGGACCCAGCCUUCACCCUCUGCACCUGCUGCAACCCCUGCACCUGCUGCAGGCUCUGGGACUCCUGUUCCAGCCCCUCGUGAGCUCCCUUCUAUCACCAUUGUCUCUACCACCACCACUUCCACAUCCACUCAGUCCCAAAAUGACCCCGUGAGCACUGGUAUCACCCUAGAGCAGCCCCCAACUGUACCCAAGAGGAAACUGUCCUCUAUUGGAAUUCAGGUGGAUUGUCUUCUUCCAGCUCCAAGAGAAGAACCAUUACUCCUAUCUACCCCUUUAAAGUUUCAGUCAGUUGGAGUUCAAGUUGAAAACGGCAGGCCUCUCAGUCGGGACAGCAGUAUGGCCUCCAGACAAAAUACAGUGACUGAGCCCCAGCCGCAGGAUGCCGCACCCACAGGCAACAACACAACCAAAUGCACCAACAGUCAGACAGUGAAUGUUCCUGCAACCAACGGACAGGACAAAACCAUGGAAAAGCAGCCCCUUAAACAUACUGCUUCAUCCAGGAUAUCCACAGAGACUCUGGACCCAGCUUUAGACCCUUCCUCCCUGCCACCACCAGAUCCCAGCCUUGAGUCUGGAAACCUCAGCACGCUGCAGGGAGACUCUGUUCAGCCCAGUACGCCAGCUUGCCUCAGAGACGGCAACUGGUUUCUGAAGCUGCUUCAGGCGGAAACGGGCCGCAUGGAGGGCUGGUGUCAACAGAUGGAGCAGGAGACCAAAGACAACAAGCUGUCAGAGGAGGUGUUGGGGACGAUCCGCAGUGCAGUAGGCAGUGCUCAGCUCCUCAUAUCACAGAAGUUUGAGCAAUUCAGAGGGCUCUGUAAUGAGAACUUGAACGUAAAUGCCAACCCACGACCAACUGCACAGGACCUUGCAGGGUUCUGGGAUCUGCUGCAACUUUCAAUAGAGGACAUCAGCAUGAAGUUUGAUGAGCUCUACCAGCUGAAAGCCAACAACUGGCAGCUUCCUGAGAAGCCAGAGAAGAAGGAUGAGAACAAGCAGCCUCCAUCGUCUGUGCCAAAGAAGCAGUCUAAGCCUCGGCUGUCGACAGGGAAGGACAGGAGUGUGGACUCAGCUGUGGACAAGCAGCGACAAGAAGCCAGAAAACGGUUGAUGGCAGCAAAGCGGGCGGCAUCAGUACGACAGAACUCAGCCACGGAAAGUGCUGACAGCAUCGAAAUCUACGUCCCAGAGGCCCAGACCCGCCUCUGAGAGCAAGCCAGCUCCAGUCAUCAUGAAAAUAAUGACUCGCAUCAGAUAUUCACUGACACAAACACAGAGGUCUGAGACAAACACAUACACACAAAAAAAAAUAAUAAUAAUAACGGAUGCACAGAGAUUGAUGCCUCUUAGCAGCACGGUUGACGACAGGAGACACAUUGGAUCACAGAGCACCAUAAUAAUCCAGAGUUACGCAGAUUGUCAACCUGCUGCCAUGGGACAGAAAUAAACUUCACAGAUGUUUAAUACUAUUGUUAUUAUUGAUAUUAUAAUUAUAAUUAUUAUUAUCUCCUAAAGUAUUUCAAGACUGUCUUAAUUGUGGAAGUAUCAUGGUUAAGGACAUCAUGGAUAAAGACUUCAUGUACCCUGUGAGCUGAAGAAUCUUGGCAUCCCAGAAGUUUACUCUCUAAAAAAAAAAAAAAAUCCCUUCACAGCUGAGUCUACCGGCAAAUUGUGGCUGCACAGGUUACUGGCUGAGCUACCAUCCACACACACUCAGGACACAAAUGCAGGUGUACUCAUGGUCCACAGAGUCUUCCUGUUCUCUCUUUGUAUCGGGCUGCCACUCGUUGUUUGUGGUGUGAACGCUUUACUGUGUAAGAAGUUUUAAGAUGGCGUUAAUGUACUCAGAGGUUUAAAGUUCAGAGAACCAGAGGAAGGCAGUAGCAUAUAUUAUAAAUAUCACACUAUAAUGAUGUUAAUUUUGUAAAUGUUGUAUACCAGAUUAACUGUUAGAAAGAGGUCAGUGUUCAGCACCAAGGUAGUUUUUUAUAGAUUGAGUACAUUUACUGUCAUGAUAUAUUAGCACUUGAUGCAAUCAUUCACGCUACCCUUUUCUCUCUUCUGCUCCUUCUCACAAACGCCCACUACAGUCUGUUUGUGAAUACCCAUGUUUAAGUCUUACAUUGGUUGUUUUUUGGUAAGAGAUUUGAGGAAUGACUGCUUAGCCAGUGAGCUACAGUGGAAUGUAUGAAUUGUAUCCAUUUACAGUUCAUGUUGUCUUGAUCGCUGCACUUUCUGCUCACCUUGGAUCAAGUUUGCCCUGUUUUUGUUUUCCUAAUCAUUCUGACUUUCACUGCAUCCUUAUGUGAGGCAGGGGACCAAGACAUUCACCACUUAAUAUGGCAUUCUCGUUCAACCAGACUGUGUGACUGGGUGGGGGUCUACUUGCUACCAGAAAGGAACUGAGAUAGCAUAGCAAUAAUACAAAUACAGCUACGCUGUAGGUACCUGUACUUUAGUUUUUAUAGUCCAAGAAAAGCAAAGAAAAAUCAAGAAAUCAAAUUAAUUUUAAAAAUCUUAAGAAAACAAUACUUAUCGUCUGCUCUAAAAUGUUGGAGCGUCCACUAUGGAACCUGAUUGACAGAUCUGACAUCAGCUCAAAUGAAACAAACCACACUGUGGGGCAAACCGAGCAGCUCGUUUUAACCAAACCAAUAUGUUCAGAUAAAAAGUCACAACCUACUCGUUCAUGUGGCAGAUGUGUCCUGCUGAGGUUUCUAACACAGUGUGAGAUGAACGGAGAGACGAUGCAGCAGUUAAAGCGGUACAUCAGUAAACUACCUGCUGAUCCCAGUUGUCACUGGGAAAACUUUGUUGAACCACCUGAUGCACCAAAUCAAUUCACCAAGCAUCCACUUCCUGAAACUCCGUUCUCAGAGGUUCUUGCGGCAUUCUGACCUCCAACAUGCAGCGCUGGCGAUUCACAAAAUUGAUCCACAGUGUCAUUCAUGUAUGUAAACAUACACUCCUAUAACUACUACAGUCUGAAAUAAUUUACCUUGCUUUUUCAAUCUACCAAGCAUAAAUCCAAUAUUCUGAGCAAAUGUGUUGCCAGAUCUGUGGUUUUCACAAAAUUAGUCAAUAUUCUUAUUAUUUCGCUGCAAUUUAAAUUAGUGAUGAAGACAGAUUAUUUAGCUAGUUGUCAGAUGCACACUGAAGUAGCAUGUUAGUCUGAUGCUAAUGAAUUGUUUUUGGUCUACAGUGGGGUUGGUCUGUAUUUUUCUUACCUUAAAACAGGAAUCCACUUUGUUAUGAAGCCCAAAAUUAAGACCAUCCCUAGUAAUCCUGAACCGUAAAUGGAUAGUCCAAGUUCAGAAUAGAAUACAACAUAGCUGUCAGUUUUUCUAACAUGUGUAGCAGGUUUUCAUGCAAAUCUCAGAAUUUGUUUUACUUGGGCUUUAAUCGACAUUUCUAGUAGGAUGUUACUUUUUCUUAACGUGGAGGAUGAAUAUUUAUUCUAUGAACAGUGCUGUUGAAAUGUUAAAUCUCAGGUUGAACUUUGACUAGUAAAAACCACUAUGGAUGGAAUAUUUGUUGUAUAAGCUCAGAUGAAUUGGCCAAAUGCUCUGAACUCUGCAUAAACACUCCAUAUGCCUCCAGACGUUUUCAGCAUUCCUUUCUAAGGAAAACAUUUUAAGGCGUUUUCCAGUCUUCUACAAACUUAACUGCUAAAGUAAUCCGUCUCUUUGGCUCUCCUUUCUAGCAGCUUGAACUCCCACCUCUUCUUUUUUUCUUCUUCUUUUUGAGGAUAAAAAAAAAACUGUGGUACACAUUUUAAACUCCAAUUCUGAUGUUAUUUGAUAUAUUUUGUGAUAUUCAUAUUAGAGGUCAACACAAACACGUCUUGACUUCUGUAAUUAUAAUUAAUGGUGCUGCAAGGGAUUUUUAUCAUGUGCCAUGACGGCAGUGAUCAUUAUUUCAGUCUCAUUUGAAGUUUUUAUUUAAAAUGAUUAUUUUAUUUAAGCUUCUCAUUAAUACAUCUACCCAUGUGUAUACUAUCAGCAAAUUCUUGUUUUUGCAUCAGCUCACUCCAGAUGUGCUUUGCCUUGUCUCUGUUUGACCUCAAAGCACUUUGAUUAUAAGAUUGGAGCAUUUUCUGUGUUUCAGUUUUCUUGAAUGGAAAGAUGAAGUUUGAGGUGUUCAGAAGUGGAGAAGGGCAUAGCAGAUAAUCAUGACCAAGUGUAGUUAAGUCUUUUCUUCUAAGAGCUGGUUCUCCCCCUGCUGGUCAUUUCAUGUAUGACACUCCAGACAUAUUCUCCAUUUUGAAUCAUAAGAAGUGAAGUUGAACUGGGAAUGCUGACACAACAUACUGCGUUGUUGAUUUUCUUAUUCUCUUAUUUGUAUAACAUCAACAAUGGACAUGUGCACCUCAUUGUCCAAAGAAAUCAUUAAACAUCCCUUUGCUACA